ACGUCAAAUAUCCUGGCCAAAGUAAAUUAUCUAGAAGCCACGUGUAAUCAGUACAUGAAAAGACAACAAAAUCCUCAUGGAUCUUUUUGCUGUAAAGUAGAAAAUAAUUCGUUGAUUUCAAUAAUAUAAUCCUUGAUAAAUUCAAUUAUGACUUGCAAACGCAGAAAUGGAGGCCGCUCCAAACACGGCAGAGGUCACGUUCAACCGGUCAGAUGUACCAACUGUGCUCGUUGCGUACCCAAGGAUAAAGCCAUCAAGAAAUUCGUCAUCCGUAAUAUCGUAGAAGCUGCCGCUGUCAGAGAUAUCACCGAUGCCAGCGUAUACGAAUCUUACACCUUACCGAAAUUGUACGCUAAGCUUCACUAUUGUGUAUCCUGCGCUAUUCACUCUAAAGUAGUUCGUAAUCGUUCGAAGAAGGAUCGCAGAAUUCGUACUCCUCCGAUGAGGAAUUUCCCUCGUAACGAUGCCGCUCGUCAAGGUGGACAACAGCAGAGAAAAUAAAAUAAAAUCGCCGUUACUUUUUAUGCUAAGGGUUAAUAUUAAAAUUUUGAAAUUUUA
This is a messenger RNA of Planococcus citri (citrus mealybug), 558 nucleotides long. RefSeq names its product small ribosomal subunit protein eS26-like. Gene Ontology annotation, molecular function: structural constituent of ribosome; mRNA binding. Gene Ontology annotation, biological process: translation. The transcript has 4 exons. The coding region runs from base 148 to 501 and encodes 117 amino acids. The record is from RefSeq and is a predicted model, not a curated record. Lineage: Eukaryota; Metazoa; Arthropoda; Insecta; Hemiptera; Pseudococcidae. Gene Ontology annotation, cellular component: ribosome; cytosolic small ribosomal subunit.